Messenger RNA from Labrus mixtus (cuckoo wrasse), 1637 nucleotides. RefSeq names its product gap junction protein beta 7 (gene gjb7). The coding region runs from base 121 to 876 and encodes 251 amino acids. The record is from RefSeq and is a predicted model, not a curated record. Gene Ontology annotation, biological process: cell communication. NCBI's taxonomy places the organism in Eukaryota, Metazoa, Chordata, Actinopteri, Labriformes, Labridae. The transcript has 3 exons. Gene Ontology annotation, cellular component: connexin complex.
CAGCCUGCAGGUGUAGACAGCAGAGCACACACACACACACACAGCACCGCCGAGCACCACCCUGCUGUCAGCCUGCACAGAAGACACAUCUCGGAGGCAUUGCAGGAGACCGAGAGGAAGAUGAACUGGGGUUUCCUGGAAAACGUCCUCAGCGGGGUCAACAAAUACUCGACUGUGAUUGGUCGGAUCUGGCUCUCCGUGGUCUUCCUCUUCAGGAUCCUGGUGUACGUGGCGGCGGCCGAGCAGGUGUGGAAGGAUGAGCAGAAGGAUUUUUUGUGCAACACCCGUCAGCCCGGCUGUGAGAACGCCUGCUUCGACCACUUCUUCCCCAUCUCUCAGAUUCGUCUGUGGGCCCUGCAGCUCAUCCUGGUGUCCACGCCGUCCCUGCUGGUGGCGCUGCACGUGGCCUACAGAGAGCAUCGGGAGGCCAAAUACAAAAAGAAGCUGUACAAAGACAAAGUUAGCAUGGAUGGAGGUUUGUUCUGCACCUACAUCCUCAGCCUGGUCUUUAAGACGACCUUCGAGGUGGGAUCUCUGCUCGCCUUCUACUUCCUGUACAACGGCUUUGAGGUUCCCAUCAUGCUCCAGUGCAGCGAGAGUCCCUGCCCCAACACGGUGGACUGCUUCAUCGGCAAAGCCACAGAGAAGAAGAUCUUCCUCUACAUCAUGGGCUGCACCUCCAUCCUGUGCAUCGUCCUGAACUUCGUGGAGCUCAUGUACAUUGUGUGGAAGCGGGUGUGGAAAUGUUUCACCAGGAAAUACAUCCCCGUGGAGGAGAAGGCGUCACUUUACAGCCGGCCACCUGUUUACACUGUCAACAAGUUUGUCAUCACACAGCCGACACACACAGCUGAGAACCAGACAGUCCAGUCCUGAAGAGCUCAUGUUUCCACCUCAGAGUGAAACCACAGAGACAGCUUUGAUUAUCUAAAAAUACAACAUGGACGAUGCUCAAAAGUCUAUUCAGAGCCUGUGCUUAAAAAAACAUCCACUGUACUAAGGUGAGACAACCUAUGGUACCUUUUUUAUGUUUUUAUUUUACAGUAAGCAGACUAGGGCUGUGUGUUUUCUAAGUAGUUUAUCAGCAGUAAUUGAGGGGAAAACAGCUUCAGUUGACAGCAUUUUUUGACGUCUCUAACUCUUUAUAUUAAAUAAACAUCUUUAUUUCCUGAGACUAUUUUUCUCAAAGCAAAAUGUAGCUAGUUUAAGACCAUUUGUUUCUAACCGUGCAGCUUUUCAGGACUACAUUUGACCCAAUAGCAGCCCAUGAAAACUAACAACACAAAACACUUCAAUGAGUUGAAAAUGUGACGCUUAGCCAAUCAAAUCUCUGCAUUCAAAAGGAUAUAAAGGAUUUCCCCUGAGUCAUUUGGUAGCCCUGAUUUUUUUCUUUCAGUGGGAAAACUGAUAUUGUCAAAAACACACUACAGCACUUAUUGGUAUGUGUGUAUGAUGCAUGUAAAGAUAUAUAUAUAUUUUUUAAAGUUUAUCCUUAACCAUGUAAAGGGAGACUUUCUGUUCAGAAUUGUGAAAGCUUGCAUGUUAUAUCAUUUAUACUGUUCCUAAUGUAUAUAGAUGUAUUUUGCUUGUGAACACCCAAAUAUAUAAUAAAUUAUUAGUAUAUAAAACUUGAAUUA